Molecule: messenger RNA, 1992 nt
Organism: Lactuca saligna
Lineage: Eukaryota; Viridiplantae; Streptophyta; Magnoliopsida; Asterales; Asteraceae
Source: the annotation of a GenBank genome assembly
AUGUGGCACUUAAGGUUGUCAAGCACGUCAUUCGACCCAAGGGUGGUUUAUGAUGGACACCCUACAUUGUUUACCAUCAAGCUACAUCAUGGAGGUGAGUUCACAAAGUAUCCAAAUGUCAACUACAUUGAGGGUACUGUGACGUACGUAGAUAUGGAAGAUAUAGAAGAGUUUUCUAUUCACGAGAUGGAUGCGAUUAUGAAAGGGUUAGGAUACUCAGUUCCUCCAAUUAUCUACUAUCAUUUUCGAGUGCCAAAAGGAGACAUGCAUUUUGGGCUAAGGGCCUUAGGAAAUGAUGGUGAUGUCCUCAAUCUUGCCCAGAUUGGUGGGAAUAAGGAUGAUGCAGCUAAUAAAUUUGAACACGGAUUUAAUGAAUUUGAUAAGGCAUGUAAUGAUAUUAACCAAUAUUUUAAUGAAUUUCAUGAGGCAUGUAAUGAUAUUGACCAGGGAUUUAAUGAAUUUGAUGAGGCAGCUAAUGACUUUGAUAUUGGGUUGUACCAACAGAUUUUACAGUCUAAUGAACAAAAUGUAGAUGAUGAGGUUCAUGAAGGUGAGGAAAAUGCAUUUAAUAAGGAAGUCACUGAAGAAGAGAAUCAUGAUAGAAAUAAAAUUAAUGAUGAGAAUGUAGAUAUGAGAGAUUUUGCAGUUGAUGAUGGAAGUGAAGAUAACAUAGAAACUGAUGAAGAGAAUCAUGAAAGAAGUGAUGAGAGUGAGGACAGUGAUAAUAGUGAUUUAUGGGUGGAUGAAAACAACAUAAUCCUUGAUGUAGAAGUAGAUAUGAGGGAUUUUUACAUAAAUAUAGAUCUUGAAGCAGAAUUUCUUGAAAAAAGAUUAUCAAAUCAUAGAGAGAAUGAGAGUGAUGAGGUCAAUGAAGAGUUGGAUGUUAUAGAUAAUGAUCAAUCGGAUUCAUUGGAUGAGGGUUCUGAUAUAGAAAGGAAAAGACUAAAUGUAAUAAAGGAAUUGGGGAAGGAGACUAUCUGCUAUCAAGGUGAGAUACACAAGGGUGAUUACAAAAAGCAAUAUGAUGUUCUUAGAGAUUACAUCCAGGAGUUGCAGUCUAUUAAUCCAGAAACCACUAUCAAGUUAGAGUUUGAUUCAGAACUCAGCCUAAGUGCUACCUCAAGAAGGUUUAAAAGGAUGUAUGUGUGUUUGGGUGGAAUGAAUAAGAGGUUUAGAGCUUGCCUGAGGGAUUUUCUAGGUUUUGAUGGGGCAUUUAUGAAGGGGCCUUUCCCAGGAAAAAUUUUAACUGCAGUUGGGGUAGACUCCAACAAUGGAAUAUACCCCCUAUCUUAUGCCAUUGUUGAGACUGAGAACACUGAUAGUUGGAAGUGGUUUCUAGAGUGUAUUACAGAUGAUCUGGACCUAUAUGCAAACUCAAAAUUCACAUUUAUAAGUCACAGACAAAAGGUUUGGAUUGUAGGCUGCCAUUCUCAGUUGUUCCCAUGUGCUGAGCACAGGAUUUGUCUCGGGCAUAUACAUGACAAUAUGAGGAAAACAUGGAGAACUAAUGAGUACAAAGAACACUUGUGGAAUUGUGCUACAACUACAACAGUACCAGAGUUCAAUCAUAGGAUGCAGCAAUUCAGCUCAUAUGAUAUAGAAGCUUAUAAUUGGUUGAAGCAGAUUCCCCCACAACACUGGGAAAGAAGCCACUUCACAGGUAGAGCAGUUUCAGAUAUGCUUCUGAAUAAUCUUUGUGAAGUUUUUAAUAGCAAAUUGAUUAAGGGAAGGGACAAACCACUGAUAACCUGCUUGGAGUACAUUAGGGAGUAUAUGAUGAAAAGAAUAUGUAUUAUCAUAAAGGUGAAAAAGAAGUGUGUUGAUCCACUAACCCCAUCUGCAACAAAGAUCAUGGAGAAGAAUGUGAAUUGGGCAUCUCAGUACACAGCUAGGUGGAAUGGGUCUGAUAAAUACCAAGUGGAAGGGCCAUGGCAGGAUCAACAUGUUGUUGAUAUGUUAAAAGAUUAUGCAGUUCUAGGAAGUGGGAAUUAA